GCGGUCAGGUAUCUGAAGGUGCAGUGCACUUCAGUGGGAACAUAGCAGGCGCAUGAUUUGGGGCAGUCACCGCUCGUCGGCAGCACAGCAGCCAAGAAAAGCAGAGCCUUCAGCAGCCACCUCCACAGCCUACCCGAGAAUCACAGGCGGAUCAGCACAAGAUGGGUAUCCCGCGGAGUGCACAGCUGACACUUUUGUGCACCAGCUGCAGGAAUGUGGAGUGACUUUCCCUUAAAAUCACUAUAGGCCUAAUAUUUCUGACCUCUAAAAUGUAUGUUAUGUUGACACGCUUGGGGAAAAAACUGUGUGCAAUGUUGACUGCAUGAGCCACUGUUGUUUUACAAGUUAUGGUGUUUGUGCAUCAGUUGCAUCUUGGCACAAAGUUUCGUCGCGCGUCCGGUGCAAGCUGUAUUCGUUUAAGAGGCACCUGAGGAAUUUGCGGUGCGGGCCAAGGCGGGACGGUUCCGCCUCGUGAGUACACAGGGUGCGCGCUCCUGUCUCCCUAUCACUGACACUUAUAUUAAUUCUCCAGCUCCACAAGACAGACAUGCGUUACGGAACGCGCACGAGCAGCGAAGAAAAGCUCCGAACAUGCACGCCGAUAACCAUCAAAUGACACCAAACACGUGCUGUCAUAUUUAGCUGGUCUCGAUCCAAAAUUAAUUCCGAGCUUAAGCUUACCGCACCGGAGUAACUGACUUGUUAACAAGCGCAGCUAACAGCCUGUUUGUGUUUGCACCCUUCAGUCAGUUGCUGAAAACGCACGUUGUAAAAUGAGGUUGGGAAGCAUCAUUUUAUUCGUCGCCCUCAGCUCUUUUACCGCUUAUUAUAUUUAUGAGCCCAUUCCUGAGGCGAUAGAAGAGAGAUGGAAACUCAUGCUGACCAACUCUUUCUUCAGAAGUCUCAGCCACCUGGCAGACCUCAGUGAGUUACUGGGGCUGAAGGACUACAUGGGGGUAAUGUACUUCAUUACUCUGGCUGAAAAGGUAGUGCCUGUGUCUGACGAGCAUGUCAAGGUCACAGAGGAGAAGUUUGAUGGAGUGGAGGUGGUGUUGUACCAGCCAAAGCAGCGGGGCAGUGACACUGAGCUCAGGAGAGCUGUCAUUUACCUGCACGGUGGAGGAUGGUGUCUGGGGAGUUCCCGGAUGAGUCCAUAUGAUCUCCUGGCUAGAAAAAUGGUCACUGAGCUAGAUGCUGUGGUUCUAUCUGUAGAGUACCGCCUUGCCCCUGCUCACCACUUCCCUGUACCAUAUGAGGACGUAUACCGUGUGGUCAAACACUUCCUCCAGAAGGGGGUGCUGGUCCAGUACUCUGUGGACCCAGGGCGCAUCGCUGUGUCGGGUGAUAGUGCUGGGGGGAACCUGGCAGCUGCUGUCUCCCAGCAGUUACAAAAAGAGCCUGGACAGCAGGUUCAGUUGAAGGCCCAAGCACUCAUUUACCCUGUGCUGCAGGCUCUGGACCUUAACACGCCUUCCUAUCAGCAGAAUCAGAACAUGCCCAUUCUGCCCCGCACCCUCAUGGUGCGUUUCUGGAGUGAGUACUUUACCAGUGACAAGGCCCUUUUCAGAGCCAUGAUGGCCAACACCCACAACAACCCUGAGUCUUCUAGCCUGCUGAAGUUUGUCAACUGGAGCGCCUUUCUGCCAGAAAAAUAUCAUAGAAAAUACAACUACAGUGCUCCUGCUGUGGUGCAGGGCGUCGGAGGGGAGGCAGUUGGUAUGAAUGGAAUAUCUCGAUCUUUUGCUGACCCGAGGGCAUCACCCCUGCUGGUUCUAGACACAGCCUUACACUCUCUGCCCAAAGCCUACAUUCUGACAUGUGAGUAUGAUGUUCUCCGUGAUGAUGGGAUUAUGUAUGUCACACGGCUCCGUGCUGCUGGUGUUGAAGUGACACAUGAACACUAUGACACAGGAUUUCAUGGAGGGCUGAUGUUCACUGUGUGGCCAACCGACUUCCUGAUUGCACGAUGCAUGACAGACAACUAUAUCAAAUGGCUCAAGGAAAACUUGUAAAAACUCUUGACUAUCAGUAUUCAUUCCAGUUUUUCCACACAGUGCACCAGUGUUUGUUUAGGUGCCCAUCUGGUGUUCAACUUUUUGUUGUUUAUUUCUUUUUUUGUGGUCAUGCUAUUUUUCUGUAAUUAUACUGCAAAAUAUAUUUACUUCUUUUUCCACAUUAGAUAUCAUUAGGAAACAGGAUUUUGAAAGAAUAGUUAAUAUUUUUUCACAUAAGGUGGUUUGAGUACAACACAACACAUAUGACACCAGUACAAUAGUAGUAUUGUGUUUAUUGUCCAACAAACACAAUACUACCCAGAGAAAUCUGAGGGGAAAAAUCAAACUGUGGAAUAUCACUAAAGUUGUGUUGUGGAUGGUGGUAGCUGGCCCUGUGUGGUGCUGUUCAUUCUUGUUUUCCACCACUGUGGACUCUUGGAGUCAAUAAGCUAAAAGAGACCCAAAUAAAUCAAAUCAAACCACAGGAAUCUGCUACCUGAUCUUAUGUCUAUUGUGUCCGUAUCGAUACUGAAAGCUAGUAAUGCAUACCACAAAAAAAAACAAAAUCGGAACUAUCCCAUAAGGGGUUUUAAGAAUCCAGUAUAAGACAAAGUAGGAAAGGAUUUUCACAACAGGAAAAAAAUAUCUUCAGUUUGGCCAGAGUUAACAUUUAUAACUGAGUGCAGCUGUUACUAAAACCUAAGAUUGUUUUGAUGUUUUGGUAAAACUAUCCUGGUGUUCCUGGCAUUGCAUCAAAGAUUGGCAAGUGGUUCUGUUAAAUACAGAAACACUGUUUUUCAUAAAAAAAGAACUAUCCCUUUGUUGUGUAACCCAUGCAAAUGUGGCACACAGGCAGAUGCUUGCUGGUAUGGUAAAUUAUUUAAAUUGCAGAGUGAAUGGUAUCUUCGUCAGCACAACAUAUUCAUACAUAGUCAAAUUUCAAGUCUUGUUUGCUUUGUAAUGGCUGCACAUCAGAGCUACACACAAUGAAAAUUGAUGAGCCACAUUCCACACAGAAUAUUGGUAUUUAUAAGUAGAUUAUGCUGCAACAAUAUUCUCCAAAUAUUCUUCACACCAUGCGUACACACAUUUUUGUGAUUGAACUUAGCUGAGUGUGAUGUAGCAAUAUGGUAAAGAGAGGGAUAUUGUCCAACAUAUGAGGUGGAUUGAAACCAUUCACUCGUCUCUCCCUUUUUUCUCCUUUAUCUUUUUAUCUGUGGGUGACGUCACCCUGUGACUUCUCUACACAUGGGAUGAUUAUCUAAAAGAUACUGUAACAUAAAGUAUGUAACUUUUUCAACAGUUUUACAGUUGGGGUUUUUUUUCUGUCAGAGAAACCUGGCUCAUUUGCUUAAGCACUGCUACAUUUUCAAUUGUUAAUAUGACUCUGACUGAAUAUGACUAUUUUUGUUUUGGAUUCGCUCUCUGAGAACUUAUGAUUUGCAGCAUUUUUAAUUUUAAUGUUAUCUGUCAAUAAAUUGACUUGACCUUUAA
Molecule: messenger RNA, 3488 nt
Organism: Siniperca chuatsi (mandarin fish)
Lineage: Eukaryota; Metazoa; Chordata; Actinopteri; Centrarchiformes; Sinipercidae
Gene: aadac
Product: arylacetamide deacetylase
Exons: 6
Coding region: 774-2012 (412 amino acids)
Cellular component (GO): membrane
Molecular function (GO): carboxylic ester hydrolase activity
Source: RefSeq, a predicted model, not a curated record